This is a messenger RNA of Balearica regulorum gibbericeps (East African grey crowned-crane), 1738 nucleotides long. RefSeq names its product fatty acyl-CoA hydrolase precursor, medium chain. NCBI's taxonomy places the organism in Eukaryota, Metazoa, Chordata, Aves, Gruiformes, Gruidae. The record is from RefSeq and is a predicted model, not a curated record.
CCGCAUAAAACCAGAAAAUAAUCUAGAGUCCAAACUGGGGUGAAAAAUGGCUCCUCAAAGGCAGAUUGCUUUGCUUUGUACCUUGUUUUGUAGUAUAGCAUUCAUCACUUGCGGAGCAGAAGGACAGACUGGUGCUGAGCCAGAAGUGACUAUCACACUUGGACGGCUCAAAGGGAGACAAACAAAUGUGAAGGGCACAGACAGACUUGUAAAUGUUUUCCUUGGGAUUCCUUUUGCAAAGGCACCUGUUGGAUCCUUGAGGUUUUCCCCACCUGAACCACCAGAACCCUGGAAUGAUCUGAGAGAUGCAACUUCUUACCCACCACUAUGUCCUCAAGAUCUGUCCAUGUUGAAAACAGCUGAAAAAAACUUUAAAGAAAAACACGUUCCAUUCCGAACUUCUGAGGACUGUUUGUAUCUAAAUGUUUACAGCCCUGCUGGUUCAAACAAGAAGGACAAGUUACCUGUAAUGGUGUGGAUCCAUGGAGGCAAUUUCAUAUUUGGUGGUGCUUCUAGGUAUGAUGGUUCUGCACUAUCAGCCUACGAGAAUAUUGUGGUAGUAAUAAUUCAGUACAGACUUGGACUCCUUGGAUUCCUCAAUACUGGUGAUGAACAUGCUCGUGGGAACUGGGCAUUUUUGGAUCAAGUAGCAGCUCUUCGGUGGAUCCAAGAAAAUAUUGAACACUUUGGUGGAGAUCCAGGAUCUGUCACACUCUUUGGUGUAUCUGCAGGAUCUUGCUCUGUUUUUGCACAUGUUUUAUCUCCUUUGUCUAAGGGUCUCUUUCAUAAAGCAAUAUCAGAGAGUGGAAUUUUAAUCCCCCCUGUUAAAGAUUUACUUCUUUCAACAGAUCUUAAGAAAAUUGCAAGUAUAUUUAAGUGUGAGACGAGCAGUUCACUCUCUCUGAUAAACUGCUUGAGGAACCAGGAAGCAGAGGAUAUAGUCUUUAACAGUACGGAAAUCCCAUUUCUACCCUUAGUUUUGGAUGGAGUAUUUCUUCAUAAGUCACCUGAAGAGAUCCUGGCUGGAAAAGAAUUUAAUGCAGUCCCAUUUAUGAUAGGAGUCACCAACAAUGAAUUUGGCUGGAAUAUUAGAUCUACAUCAAAAAUACCAGGUUUGAAGGAAAUAGGAGAUAAAAAAUCAAUCACUUCAACUUUAGAAUUUUUACUGCCGAUGAUGUAUAUGUCAUCAGAGUUUCUGCCUGUGAUAGUGGAUGAAUAUCUAGGAAAUACAGAUGAUCCUGCUGAGCUACGGGACCGAUUUCUGGACUUGCUAGGGGAUAUAGGAAUUGUCAUGCCAUCCAUAAAAGCAUUGAAUUAUCACAAGGAGUCUGGAGCUCCUGUCUACUUCUUUGAAUAUCAGCAUCGGCCCACUUCAUAUUGGGAUAGUAAACCAGAGUAUGUGAAAGCUGAUCAUGGAGAUGAAGUUGGCUUUGUCUUUGGAGGACCGUAUCUGGCUGGUGAUAUUCAGCUAUGUAGUGAAGUUACAGAGGAAGAAAAGAACCUUAGUAGAACUCUAAUGAAGUACUGGGCUAAUUUUGCUCGAAAUGGAAAUCCCAAUGGGGAAGGUUUGGUUGACUGGCCAUCUUAUAACCUAAAUGAAGAAUACUUGCAGAUAAAUCUAAAACAAAAAAAAGCCAGAAAGUUGAAAGAAAAGAAGGUAGACUUCUGGAGAAAGGUGAUGUUUGAAAAGACAAAUAACAAAAGAACAGAAAACAAGAAGGUUAAUUCAGAGUUAUAG